UAUUUAUGCCGUGCAGACAUUUAUUGGCGUGUGCGGAGUGUGCGAAAAAUAUGAAAAUAUGCGGCAUAUGUCGUUCACAAGGGCAUCCUUACAAACAGUAAGAUCAUGACUGAAUGCGUCGAACACGCGAUUCUUCAAAGUCGUUUGCCCUGUCCAUUAAGGUCUCGUUUAUUUUUCGACGAAACAUAUGAAGAUUAUCGAUUUGAGUUCAUUCGGUUAAGAAGUUUCAAAAAUUGGCCAUGGAUAAGCGGUUUAUGGAUAAAGCCAGAGAAACUCGCGGCGGCUGGGUUUUAUUAUACUGGAGAGAGCGACAAGGUGAAAUGUUUCGAAUGUCCAAUAGAAAUAUAUGGCAAAUGGCAGGUGGAUGACAAUCCGAUGGCCUAUCAUCAACGAUGGUCUCGGAGGUGUCUGUUUAGUCAUAAUAUUCCGUGCGACAACGUGCCGAUCGGUACAGAUCCGGCAUCUGUGCCUGGCGUAAAUGUAAUUGAAAGUGGAAUAUUUAACGAGGCUUUCUCUGAAGGAUUAGUGAUUUGUAAAUUGAGAGGCAUGGCCUCAAGACCGAAGCGUCCCAAAAGUGUCAGUUGGGAGGCGACAAUAGCGAUAGCGAUGGCCUUAAGACCGCAGCAUCCCGAAUAUGCCAGUUAUGCUGUGAGAUUAGCCUCGUUCGACAGAUGGCCUGAAGCAAUGUCGCAAACUAAAAAGACACUAGCAACUGCCGGUUUCUAUUGCACGGAAAGUGGCUAUCAAAUGUGCUGUCACUGUGGAGGAUUAACACUUUGGACGCCAGAAAAUGAUCCUUGGGAAUAUCACGCUAACUUAGAUUGUCCUUAUAUGUAUUUAAUUAAAGGGACGGAAUUUCUAAUCAGCAUUUCUGGGAGGGAUAUACGAGCAGAAAACAUAUUAUCUGAAAUUAAUAAAUUGAACGAGAAAAUUGAGAAAAAUAUCGAUGCUGAGAGUAUUGCUAGCGGAAGCUCUCAAAACUCGAUCUAUUCUGAAGAAACUAAUACCGCAGAAGUAAGUGCCGCAUCAGGAGAAGCUAGCAGCGAACAACAAUCUGUCCAAGGUGACAAGCGAUGCGACAUGGAACCAUGCAAAAUUUGCUACAGUAGAGAAGUACGGAUCUUAUUCAUGCUGUGCGGAUAUUUAUUGGCGUGUGCGGAGUGUGCG
Molecule: messenger RNA, 1167 nt
Organism: Temnothorax curvispinosus
Lineage: Eukaryota; Metazoa; Arthropoda; Insecta; Hymenoptera; Formicidae
Product: death-associated inhibitor of apoptosis 1-like
Exons: 3
Biological process (GO): regulation of cell cycle
Cellular component (GO): cytoplasm; spindle microtubule; nucleus
Source: RefSeq, a predicted model, not a curated record